AUGUCUCAGACUGUGGAGAUCGGAUCGCCAGUAACAAAAGUCACCUGCCAAGCAGACUAUGAUCCCGUGCUCUCCAGGGUCCACCGUUCGCUUGAACUCAGUCUCCAGCAUGCCCGAGAUCUGAUGCAGCCCGAUGGGCACUGGUGCGGAGAGGUAAGAACCAAUGCAACGACAACCGCAGAGCAUAUUCUUUUGUGUCAAGCUCUCGGGGUGAACCUCGAGGCCGAUCGAGAGGCAUACAUCUCCUGGCUCUUUUCCACACAGGGCUCGGAUGGAGGUUGGAGCCUGGUGCCCGACCAUGGGGGAAAUAUCUCGGCGACAGUAGAGGCUUACCUUGCCUUGAAGAUCUUGGGGGUCUCAGAGGAUGAAAGAGAAAUGCGCAAGGCGCGAGCAUAUGCUCUCGCAGCUGGGGGUGUGGCCAAAGUCCGGAUUUUCACCCGGAUAUAUCUGGCCUUGUUCGGCCUAUUCCCGUGGGAAGCGAUCCCAGAGCUGCCAGCGGAGUUGAUCUUGAUCCCCUCGCAACUCCCCGUCAGCCUGGAUCGCUGGUCAUCCUGGGCGCGCGCCACCGUGAUUCCUUUACUGAUCGUGUCGCAUCAUCGGCCAACCUAUCCUCUCCCAGCGGAAAUCUCGGACCACAAUCAUACCUACUUGGACAAGCUCUGGUGCGAUCCGAGCAACAAGGUCAUUCCGUACACCCCUCCACUCGCCCCUUCGUGGAACUCAGACCCGUUUGUUUCGCUGUUUACCGUCACUGAUGCUAUCCUGCAUCGGUGCAAUGGCCUAAGGUUCUUUAAUCCCCUGCGUCGCUUUGCUCGGCGCAAAUGUGUCAAUUGGAUUCUAGAGCAUCAGGAAAUUACAGGCGACAUUGGGGACAUUAUGCCACCGCUGCACGGCGCCAUGCUUGCGCUAACGCUAGAGGGCUAUUCGUUGAACUCGGACCCGAUCCGUCGAGGGCUGGAAGCAAUCGAGCGCUUUGCAUGCCAUGACGCGUCAGGCAAACGAAUCCAAACCACAGCCUCCGCCUGUUGGGAUACCAGCCUAAUGCUGAUCGGACUCAGCGAUGCAGGCGUGACCCCCGACCAACAGCCCAUGAUCAACAAUUCAUUAUCCUGGCUCCAGCAACGCCAGAUUCUCGACCAGCACGGCGACUGGAGAGUGUUUAAUCCGGACCUGCACCCGGGUGGCUUUAGCUUCGGGUAUUUCAACACUUGGUAUCCGGAUGUCGACGACACAGCAUGCGCGAUCCUCGCCAUGACUCGGCAAGACGCGUCCCUUAUUCACUCACCCUCGGUCCUGCAUGCCGUUAAUUGGCUGUUGGGGAUGCAGAAUGCGGACGGAGGAUGGGGCGCCUUUGACCGAGACAACAACGAUUGGUAUCUCAACAAGAUACCCUUCAGCGACAUGGAGGGACUGUGCGAUCCUUCGACGCCGGACGUAACCGGCCACGUCCUGGAAGCCUUCGGCAUGUUUCUAGCCGUGGGUAGCUCUCGGCGCAAGCCCCCGUCCGCAUACAGCGCCUGUCUGGAUCGUAUAAACCUGGCCUUCCGCCGCGCGAUGUACUACCUCUCGGCCACGCAGGAGCCCUCGGGUGCCUGGUACGGGCGCUGGGGGGUGAACUACAUCUACGGCACCAGCGCCGUGCUCUGCGCGCUGCCGUAUUUUCUGCACGAGAAGCAUUGCUCCACGUUGCUGGCCAGCGACGACAGCCUGGCGCAGGAGGUGGCGCAGGCGGUUCGGUGGCUGGAGAUUGUGCAGAAUGCGGACGGGGGCUGGGGCGAGACAGUUGACUCAUAUCGCGAUCCCUCGCAGGCCGGGUCGGGCCCCUCCACCGCUUCGCAGACGGCCUGGGCCCUUAUGGCGUUGCUGCCCUACCUUCGCCCGUCGACCGAGUUCAUCCGACGCGGCGUAGAAUACCUCCUGCGCACUCAGGUCCAGACUUCGUCCACUGGCGGGAAAGGGGCCACCUGGCACGAGAGAGCCUACACUGGAACCGGCUUCCCCAACCAUUUCUAUUUCGGAUAUUCUUUCUAUGCCCAUUAUUUCCCUAUGAUGGCGCUGGGUCGAUACGCCUACGCCGCCGGAGGCAGACCGUGCCUGGAGUGGGGGAAUAAUUGAAAAGUCUUUAUAUCAUCCUUGUGUGUUGUUGAACCCUGUACUUUCGAUCUUGUUCCUUGAUAUCUGGGUGUCUUCCCUCGCGUAUAUGUCUUGAGUAAGAUAUUUUUAUGAUCUGGUCAGAAAGC
Aspergillus homomorphus CBS 101889 is the source of this 2240-nucleotide messenger RNA. RefSeq names its product terpene cyclase/mutase family protein. Gene Ontology annotation, molecular function: intramolecular transferase activity. The coding region runs from base 1 to 2115 and encodes 704 amino acids. Gene Ontology annotation, cellular component: lipid droplet. Gene Ontology annotation, biological process: triterpenoid biosynthetic process. The record is from RefSeq and is a predicted model, not a curated record. Lineage: Eukaryota; Fungi; Ascomycota; Eurotiomycetes; Eurotiales; Aspergillaceae. The transcript has a single exon.